AGGAAACUGAUUUUGAAAUCUGAUAUCUUUGAUUUGGAUUCUUCGUUUGUAGGUCUUUACCAAAACCCUUUGUGCCAGUAUAAGCUGUACCGUUUAUACAUCAUUUACCAUCUUCCAGGAGUCAAGCUGCUUGACAGAAAUCAAGUUACAGAAAAAGAAAGAAGAUCAGUGAUUACCAUUUUUGACCACAAAAAAGCUCAUAUCAUGCAAUCAAUUGCAUUUGGAAAAAAAGUAGAUUCUUCAUGGAACCCCAAAUUACCAUUGCAGCAGAAACUAGUUCGCAGGCUACCAUCAGAUUUUGCGUUUGGGGAUAGUGUAGACAAGACUGUGUUUGAGGACCCAGAAGAUGCUGUGUUUGUAAGGUCCAUGAAGAGAUCAAUAAUGUCUUUUUCUUCCUUGAACUGGGACACCGUUCCAACACGAGAGGAAAAAUAUCUUCAAGAGGAAGGCACAGAACCUGCUAGAAUGUUCACUCUCACACUGAGAUAACCCAGAAUUUCCAGAAAUCCUCAGAGCUUUCAGCCCACCUUAAGGUUCCUGGUAACAUAACACAUUACAUAUUUGCUAUGACUUCAAACUUCUAAAUGUAAAGAGAAACACCAAGAUGAAAACCAAUUUGCACACUGUAAGGUUUCUUAAGAACAAGAUGGAAAAAUUGGAUUACUAAGAUGAGGUGAGGAUUAUACUCAUCUUGACAUCAAAUUACGCAUUAAAACCAGCUUUCCUUUGUUCUACAACAUUUGCAGUUUCUUGCUAUUUGGCAUAGGUUUUAAUACUUACCACUCCAUGACAAUAAUAAAUUAUGAAAAAGGGUAAGUUAUGUUCAUAGGUGUGAGUUAUUUUUAAAUCAACACAAGAAACUCUGAAAAAGAGGAAGACCUUCAGAUUAUCCAAGCUCUAUGAAAACACAUGUACUAAAAUUUACAGGCUU
Molecule: messenger RNA, 931 nt
Organism: Perognathus longimembris pacificus (Pacific pocket mouse)
Lineage: Eukaryota; Metazoa; Chordata; Mammalia; Rodentia; Heteromyidae
Product: leucine-rich repeat-containing protein 72-like
Exons: 4
Source: RefSeq, a predicted model, not a curated record